This is a messenger RNA of Eruca vesicaria subsp. sativa (arugula), 633 nucleotides long. The record is from the annotation of a GenBank genome assembly. NCBI's taxonomy places the organism in Eukaryota, Viridiplantae, Streptophyta, Magnoliopsida, Brassicales, Brassicaceae.
AUGACCGAACACAAGUUUUGGUACCUUAAGGCAUGUGCUUCGCUGGAAGAAGGCUAUCAGCCACCAGUGACGUUUGUGGUGGUGCAGAAGCGCCAUCACACGAGGCUGUUUGCUCACAACCACAAUGAUCGCACUGUGGUGGAUACCAGUAUCUGUCACCCUCGUGAAUUCGACUUUUAUCUCUGUAGCCAUGCUGGCAUUCAGGUAUGCGAGAUGCACUCGUUGCCGAGCUAUCCACGUUCUCCAUGUAUCCGGAAGGGUUGGGUGGCUCGUCAAUUUGCAAAGCUGAUCAUAUUCACUGGAUUCAUGGGAUUUAUAAUAGAGCAAUAUAUAAAUCCUAUUGUUAGGAACUCAAAACAUCCUUUGAAAGGGGAUCUCUUAUACGGUAUUGAAAGAGUGUUGAAGCUUUCAGUUCCAAAUUUGUACGUGUGGCUCUGCAUGUUCUACUGCUUCUUCCACCUUUGGUUAAACAUAUUGGCAGAGCUCCUCUGCUUUGGGGAUCGUGAAUUCUACAAAGAUUGGUGGAAUGCAAAAAGCGUGGGAGAUUAUUGGAGAAUGUGGAAUAUGCCUGUUCAUAAAUGGAUGGUUCGCCAUGUAUAUUUCCAUGCCUGCGCAGGAAUAUACCAAAAGUGA